This is a messenger RNA of Styela clava, 4154 nucleotides long. Its product is annotated as RNA polymerase II elongation factor ELL-like. Gene Ontology annotation, molecular function: cis-regulatory region sequence-specific DNA binding. Gene Ontology annotation, biological process: snRNA transcription by RNA polymerase II; positive regulation of transcription elongation by RNA polymerase II; transcription elongation by RNA polymerase II. The record is from RefSeq and is a predicted model, not a curated record. Lineage: Eukaryota; Metazoa; Chordata; Ascidiacea; Stolidobranchia; Styelidae. Gene Ontology annotation, cellular component: transcription elongation factor complex.
AUAUUUUAGAUGCUCUAAAUCAUAUGUUCCAUAUAAAUUGUCCAUAGCAAGAGAAAUAUAUUUAUCUUGUGGAGAUUUUUGUACUGUCGAGUGUCAAAAUGCCGCUAAACUUGGACUCCGGGUCCUACGGACUCCGCCAAGCGACGUCAUCAGACAAGACUGUACUUUUAAUGAAAUUAACGGACACUGCUCUGAGGAUCAUCGAGUCUUAUCAGGACAAUUCGAAUCAUGUCCGAGCAAAGCCAAUGAUACAGUUCCAAGGGAAUCAAGGGUUCAUCAAUAUACCUGUUCCUGGAGGAGAGAAAGAAAUGCAAAAGUUCUCAUUUCAAGUUUCAAAUUUAGCUCAAUCUGCCGGAGAUUGUUUGCAACAAAUAAGAUCUGGUGGUACCGGGAGAGUAGAAUGUCUUGGAAACAUUCAACAGAAAGUUACUGUAAAUGCAACCGAUGAUUCCUACGAUAUGACGAGGCAAAGAAUGACGCAAGCUAAGAAAGAAGAGCAAAAAGCUAGCACGAAAGUGAUAAAGCAACCAGGGGGUACUAAGAUGGGCAAAGUUUAUAAGAAGACUGGCAAAGGACGUAUCAUGGAGAAAUCUACCAAAAGACUAAGUCCUGAUACUCGAGCUCCAACACCUCCUGUUUCAAGGCACACACCUACUAUAAUAGGAAGGUCAUCUUCACCCCUGACCCUUUCCAGCAGGGACAAUGGGGCUUCCCCUUCUGGUGGAGCCCCAGGAUCGGGGAGGAAUAAAACAAAACCUACCAUCACCUUAUCAUCCUCGUCAACUUCACAGAAGAAUUCAACUCUUCAGCCGAACGCUGUUCCGUCUGCAUCCUCUGUGGCGACAAGACCUUUAUGGGAUCGUGUUGCUCACAUUCUUGCGGUUCGAUCAUAUAAAUAUCCAGAGAUGGUUAUCAGGUUAUCAAGAGAUAAGCCACCUGAUAAGGCCAGAUUGCAAGAGAUUUUAUCUAAGGUUGCCUCUAACAGGAAUAUACAAGGAAGUGGAAUCGAAUAUUGCUUGCUACGAAGUAAUUACAACAGUCUGGAAAUUGAUUCGUGGCCUGGAUAUACAGAAAACGAAAGAAAAAUUGCCAAAAAAAAACAAGCCGAAAUCAUGGGAAAUGGUGAAAACCGCAAACGAUCGUACACAAACACAUUAUCCCCACCUGAAUCAGCCAACGAAAGCCUUGUAGAAGAAGAAUACUCCAAUCCAACGUCGAAAAAGCAAAGAGUAUCUCAUCUUAAAGGACGAACGAGUGGUGCCUCUUCACCAUUCGAGGGCGAUAAACAAAAAUCGAAAAGCCCUGUUUCACAAAAACCCGCGAUUUCUUUCGGAACGACGAAACUUCCAACAGAGAGUCCGAAAAAGCAAUCGCCUCAAAAAAGAGACUAUCAUAGCCUUCAUAGAGAGGAAAGGCCGAAUUUCAAUAGCCAUAAUCAUCGUGAACUUACAAAUAAAACUUCCCCUCCUCUUCCAAAGUCUUUGAAACUCGAAGAGCCACAACGAGAGACUGAAGAGGAAGAUGACUUUUUAAAGAGAUACACUCCAAUAUCAAAUAUUGAACAGAGAGAUCGGUAUAAGAAAGAUUUUUAUGCGGAAUAUCAAGAAUAUCUUUGCCAUCAUUCUAAUGUUGCAGCUGUAUCGGGUAGGUUUGCGGAACUUCAACGUAAAUUAGGUGAACACGAGAGAGGUUCCGAACAAUAUAAAGCUAUUUCGAAGCAAGUUAUUCAAGAAUAUAAGAAAACGAAAAAGAAUAACGAGUAUCAUCGCGAACGGGAGAGAAUGCAGUUUCUUCAUCGUAAAUUGCAACAUAUAAAAGACUUAGUCAGCACUUUUGAUCGACAUAAACUAGCGAGUCGCUCUGAUAACGACCCAGGACUUUGUAUGCAAUCUAAAAGUGUCACUAAAGUUGCGUAACAUUGCUGACCCUCGACCUCGUAAUGACCUGACGGAACGGCAACAUGGUCGAACGAACGACCCGGUACCUAUGACAACGAUAUAGACACCAUGGCAACACCCUAGCGAUUCAAUCAGUGCUUUGAAAAAGAAUAAAUAGGACAAUAGGAGGUCAUCAAAUAAAAUGCUCUCAAUUUUGACCAAAGACACAUAACACAGUUUUUUUUUCUUAGGACGGCAAAUGUAGUUAACUCUAAGAAUAAUUAGCAAAACAGAAGUGCAAAAUUAAUUAGAAUUUUUUUUUGUUUUCAUAGAGGAAUAUUUAAAAGAUCGACUAAUGAAAUUUUGACUCCCCAACUACAACUCUGAAUUCCUGAAGUAAUGACAUUUUUAUUAUAAAAAACUUUUUCGAUUUUUGGUAGAAAAUUGGAUUUUGAUUAUCACCAUAAAAAGUCGAUUCUCUACUCAUGGAAAUUUGAAAAUACGGCUUCGAUUUUCAGCGUGCCAAUAUCUUGGCUCCACACAACUGGUUAUGGUUUAUUGAAGCAUAGAGAAAUGCAAUUGUAGUUGGUAACUGAAAUGGCAAAAUUAUUCAAAUACUUCAGGAAUACUAUACAUCUUCGGUUAGAAAUCUGUGGAUUGUGAUCUCUCAUAUUUCUAGUGUAGGAAGAGUGGCAAUAAAUUGGGGCAAAAUUUUAUUGAUAUUGAUAUGAGUAAUAUUCUCAUUCGAUGACAUCCAAAUUAUGUCCUUGUUUUAGGCAUUGUUUAUUUAUUUAUAAUAUAAUAGAAUAAAUUAAUUCAAAUGUUCGGAAAAUGCCGAUUUUUAGUGAUCACAUCGCUACAGCAAAUAUUUAGACGGUACAAUAAUCAGCAAAAAUGCCAAGUGCUAACUACAGAGAAGCAUUUAAAAGAGAAAGCUUGUAAAUUUGCCAAAUGCAUAUAUAGUCUUGCACACGUAGCAUAUCUUGAAUUUUAUUUUUAAAAACUUUGUAUUCAAGAUUCAUAUAAAUUCGCCAUAUUUAGGAUUUUUGUUGAAUGGGAAAUAAGAAGCAUCAUCGAUCAGAUUCUUAUUAUAAACUGUAAAUUUGAUUAAUGUAAAUGUUAAACACAGACAAGCAUAAUUUUACUUUUCCAAAAUAACGAUUCCCAACUUCAAAUACAUUUUGAAUUUCAUUUAAUGGGCUUUAUCCCAAAUAAGGUGAAAGUUAUAAAAGCUGUUUAAAAACUGAAAAAUUUUUGAUUCUCGAAUUCCUGUAACUUUUAUUUAAAAUACUUUGGCUAAUAUUGCUUCCAACUAUGAUUAGAUAUCUGCUUGAAGAACUAUUUUUUUCAUAAUAUUUUCUCGAAUUUCAAUGCCUACUUUUUUGUCUCAAAAUCCACUCAAUUGUCUUUGGAAAAAAUUGAAUUUUUGACUGGUUUUCAUGAUUCAUCUGCAUUUCUCAAUAUUUCUGUUCCCUUUUUCUUAAUAUUUCUGUCAUCUACAACUCUAAAACCUUCAAACGAAUAUUUUCUCAAUGGCCCUUGUACGCAGAAUUACCUAUAAGGCUGUAACCGUUGUAUUUUUGCUUUGAGCAAACUCAUUUUUAAAACUUCUUCCAAUUAUUAUGUGCUCUGUAAUAUCAGUAUUUUUGUCAAAUAUGGUGAGUAUUGGAAACUGCUAAAUAGAGUAAAAUGUUCGCAGUUCAAAAUGUAACCAAAUGAAGCACAAUCGUGUUUUUAAACAUAUCAGGGUUAGGCUGCGUAGCGUUAAGAAUAAAAUAAAGUCAUUCAGCUCUGUUGACGAGACCCAGGGCAGUGGCUGAGAGAAAUUCACAACCCUUCAAACUUUACGUCUGAAAAGUUUUUUGGCUCCGAGCCCUGAUUCCAAGUUUAGGGAUUUUUGAUUCCGACUCUUGCUGCUCCGAAAAAAUUAAAUUUUAAUGACAAAAACUUUGGCGUGUGGAAGCCUUUUUUUAAUAGAAUGAUAAGAACGGUGAUAUUUUAUCGAAAGCGAGAAUUGUGAUUAUCUUCUAUUUCAAUGUUUUUUUAAAUUUGGUCACAAUAAGUCAAUCUUCCUAUCCUCCCAUUGCUGAUAACGAAAUAUUGAGAUGGUAUGAAGAAACUAAAAAAAAAAAUUUCAUCUAUGGCUGGUUUAUAAAUUUUCAUUGACAUCAAUAUAGCUUUGUUGCAUUCUGUGAAUUUCAACAUCCGAACUUGAAUUUAUUUCCUUUUGAUGAAUUCUAGAUUAGAAAUCUAUUCAAAAUCAACAUCCCAACACAA